AUGUCGGGAGCCUCAGUGAAGGUGGCUGUGCGGGUUCGGCCCUUCAAUUCUCGAGAGACCAGCAAAGAGUCCAAGUGCAUCAUUCAGAUGCAAGGCAACUCGACCAGUAUUAUUAACCCAAAGAACCCAAAGGAAGCUCCAAAGUCCUUCAGUUUCGACUACUCCUACUGGUCGCACACCUCGCCUGAAGAUCCCUGUUUUGCAUCUCAAAACCGCGUGUACAAUGACAUUGGAAAGGAAAUGCUCUUACAUGCCUUUGAGGGCUAUAAUGUCUGUAUUUUUGCCUACGGGCAGACUGGUGCUGGGAAAUCUUAUACAAUGAUGGGUAAACAAGAAGAAAGCCAGGCUGGCAUCAUUCCACAGUUGUGUGAAGAACUGUUCGAGAAAAUCAACGACAACUGUAAUGAAGAAAUGUCUUACUCUGUAGAGGUGAGCUACAUGGAAAUUUACUGUGAAAGAGUACGAGACCUGCUGAAUCCAAAAAACAAGGGUCAUUUGCGUGUGCGUGAACAUCCGCUUCUUGGCCCGUAUGUGGAGGAUCUGUCCAAGCUGGCAGUCACUUCCUACACAGACAUUGCUGACCUCAUGGAUGCUGGGAACAAAGCCAGGACAGUGGCAGCUACCAACAUGAAUGAAACAAGUAGCCGUUCCCAUGCUGUGUUUACCAUUGUUUUCACCCAGAAGAAACAUGAUACUGAGACCAACCUUUCCACUGAGAAGGUCAGUAAAAUCAGCUUGGUGGAUCUAGCAGGAAGUGAACGAGCUGAUUCCACUGGUGCCAAAGGGACUCGAUUAAAGGAAGGAGCAAAUAUUAAUAAGUCUCUUACAACUCUGGGCAAAGUCAUUUCAGCCUUGGCAGAGGUGAGUAAGAAGAAAAAGAAAACUGAUUUUAUUCCCUACAGGGAUUCUGUACUUACUUGGCUCCUUCGGGAAAAUUUAGGUGGUAAUUCUCGGACUGCAAUGGUUGCUGCUCUGAGCCCAGCAGAUAUCAACUAUGAUGAAACUUUGAGCACUUUGAGAUAUGCAGAUCGUGCAAAGCAAAUUAAAUGCAAUGCUGUUAUCAACGAGGACCCCAAUGCCAAACUGGUUCGUGAAUUGAAGGAGGAGGUGACGCGGCUGAAGGACCUUCUUCGUGCUCAGGGACUGGGAGAUAUUAUCGAUACGUCCAUGGGGUCUCUUACUUCAUCUCCAUCUUCCUGCUCACUCAGUAGUCAGGUGGGCUUAACAUCUGUGACCAGUAUUCAGGAGAGGAUCAUGUCUACACCUGGAGGAGAGGAAGCCAUUGAACGCCUAAAGGAAUCGGAGAAGAUCAUUGCUGAGCUGAAUGAAACCUGGGAAGAGAAGCUGCGUAAAACAGAGGCCAUCAGAAUGGAGAGAGAGGCCUUGUUGGCUGAGAUGGGAGUUGCCAUUCGAGAAGACGGAGGAACCCUGGGAGUUUUCUCACCGAAGAAGACCCCACAUCUGGUUAACCUCAAUGAAGACCCACUCAUGUCCGAGUGCCUGCUUUAUUACAUCAAAGAUGGAAUUACCAGGGUUGGCCAAGCAGAUGCUGAGCGGCGCCAGGACAUCGUGCUGAGUGGGGCUCACAUUAAAGAAGAACAUUGUAUCUUCCGGAGCGAGAGAAACAACAGUGGGGACGUUAUCGUGACCCUAGAGCCCUGUGAACGCUCAGAGACCUAUGUAAAUGGCAAGAGGGUGGCCCAGCCCGUUCAGCUGCGCUCAGGAAACCGUAUCAUCAUGGGUAAAAAUCAUGUGUUUCGUUUCAACCACCCGGAGCAAGCACGGGCAGAGCGAGAGAAGACUCCUUCUGCGGAGACCCCCUCUGAGCCUGUGGACUGGACGUUUGCCCAGAGAGAACUUCUGGAAAAACAAGGGAUUGAUAUGAAGCAGGAGAUGGAGAAAAGGCUACAGGAGAUGGAGAUCCUGUACAAAAAGGAGAAAGAAGAAGCAGAUCUUCUUUUGGAGCAGCAGAGACUGGACUAUGAGAGUAAGUUGCAGGCCUUGCAGAAGCAAGUUGAGACCCGCUCCCUCGCUGCCGAGACAACGGAAGAGGAGGAAGAGGAGGAAGAAGUCCCUUGGACACAACAUGAAUUUGAGCUGGCCCAGUGGGCCUUCCGGAAAUGGAAGUCUCACCAGUUUACUUCAUUAAGGGACUUACUCUGGGGCAAUGCUGUUUACCUGAAGGAGGCCAACGCCAUCAGUGUGGAACUGAAGAAGAAGGUGCAGUUCCAGUUCGUUCUGCUGACCGACACCUUGUACUCGCCUCUGCCUCCAGAGUUACUUCCCACUGAGGUGGAAAAAACUCACGACGACAGGCCUUUCCCGCGGACGGUGGUGGCGGUAGAAGUGCAGGAUCUGAAGAAUGGAGCGACACAUUAUUGGUCUUUGGAGAAACUCAAGCAGAGGCUGGAUUUGAUGCGAGAGAUGUAUGACAGAGCAGGUGAGGUGGCCUCUGGUGCCCAGGAUGAAAGCGAAGCCACCGUGACUGGCAGCGAUCCAUUUUAUGAUCGAUUCCAUUGGUUCAAAUUGGUAGGAAGCUCCCCCAUUUUCCACGGCUGUGUGAACGAGCGCCUUGCGGACCGCACACCCUCCCCCACUUUUUCCACGGCCGACUCCGACGUCACUGAGCUGGCUGACGAGCAGCAAGACGACAUGGAGGAUUUUGAGGAUGAGGCGCUCGUGGACGACACCGGCUCUGACGCAGGGACGGAGGAGGGAUCAGAGCUCUUCAGUGACGGGCAUGACCCGUUUUACGACCGAUCCCCAUGGUUCAUUUUAGUGGGAAGGGCAUUUGUUUACCUGAGCAACCUGCUGUAUCCUGUGCCCCUGAUUCACAGGGUGGCCAUUGUCAGUGAGAAGGGUGAAGUGCGGGGAUUUCUGCGUGUGGCUGUGCAGGCCAUUGCAGCGGAUGAGGAAGCUCCUGAUUAUGGCUCCGGAAUUCGACAAUCAGGAACAGCUAAAAUAUCUUUUGAUAACGAGUACUUUAAUCAGAAUGACUUUUCUUCCGUGGCAAUGACUCGUUCUGGUCUGUCUCUGGAGGAACUGAGGAUUGUGGAAGGGCAGGGUCAGAGUUCUGAGGUCAUCACUCCUCCAGAAGAAAUCAAUCGAAUGAAUGACUUGGAUUUGAAGUCAAGCACUUUGCUGGAUGGUAAGAUGGUCAUGGAAGGGUUUUCUGAAGAGAUUGGCAACCACCUGAAACUGGGCAGCGCCUUCACUUUCCGCGUGACAGUGCUACAGGCCAGUGGGAUCCUUCCGGAGUACGCAGACAUCUUCUGUCAGUUCAACUUUUUGCAUCGCCACGAUGAAGCGUUCUCCACCGAACCCCUCAAAAACAACGGCAGAGGAAGUCCUCUGGGCUUUUAUCACGUGCAGAAUAUUGCAGUGGAGGUCACUGAAUCAUUCGUGGACUAUAUCAAAACCAAGCCGAUAGUAUUUGAAGUCUUUGGGCAUUAUCAGCAGCACCCGCUUCAUCUGCAAGGACAGGACCUUAACAGCCCGCCUCAGCCAUCUCGACGCUUCUUCCCUCCGCCCAUGCCGCUCUCCAAGCCAGUUCCAGCUACCAAGUUAAACACCAUGAGCAAAACCAGCCUUGGCCAGAGCAUGAGCAAGUACGAUCUUCUGGUUUGGUUUGAGAUCAGUGAACUGGAGCCUACAGGAGAGUACAUCCCAGCCGUGGUUGACCACACAGCAGGCUUGCCCUGCCAGGGGACAUUUUUGCUUCACCAGGGCAUCCAGCGAAGGAUCACGGUGACCAUUAUCCAUGAGAAGGGGAGUGAGCUCCAUUGGAAGGAUGUUCGUGAGCUGGUGGUAGGCCGGAUCAGGAACAAGGCUGAAGUGGAUGAGGCUGCGGUCGAUGCUAUCCUCUCCCUAAAUAUUAUCUCUGCCAAGUACCUGAAGUCCUCCCACAACUCCAGCAGGACCUUCUACCGUUUCGAGGCCGUGUGGGACAGCUCCCUCCAUAACUCUCUCCUUCUGAACCGAGUGACACCCUAUGGGGAAAAGAUCUACAUGACCUUGUCAGCAUACCUAGAGCUGGAUCAUUGCAUCCAGCCGGCGGUCAUCACCAAAGAUGUGUGCAUGGUCUUCUACUCUCGGGACGCCAAGAUCUCGCCGCCACGCUCUCUGCGCAGCCUCUUUGGCAGUGGCUACUCGAAGUCACCGGACUCCAAUCGUGUCACUGGAAUUUAUGAACUCAGUCUAUGCAAAAUGGCAGACACGGGCAGUCCAGGCAUGCAGAGAAGGAGAAGAAAAAUCUUGGAUACGUCAGUGGCCUAUGUGCGGGGAGAAGAGAACUUAGCAGGCUGGCGGCCCCGCGGGGACAGCCUCAUCCUUGAGCACCAGUGGGAGUUGGAGAAGCUGGAGCUCCUUCACGAGGUGGAGAAAACUCGCCACUUCCUGCUGCUGCGCGAGAGACUUGGUGACAGCAUCCCCAAAUCCCUGAGUGACUCACUGUCCCCCAGCCUCAGCAGUGGGACCCUCAGCACCUCCACCAGCAUCUCCUCUCAGAUCUCUACCACCACCUUUGAAAGUGCCAUCACCCCCAGCGAGAGCAGCGGCUACGACUCCACGGACAUCGAAAGCCUGGUGGAUCGAGAGAAGGAGCUGGCUACCAAGUGCCUGCAACUUCUCACGCACACUUUCAACCGGGAAUUCAGCCAGCUGCAUGGCAGCAUCAGUGACUGUAAGCUGUCUGAUGUCUCUCCUAUCGGACGGGAUCCGUCCGUGUCCAGCUUCAGCAGUGCCACCCUCACUCCCUCCUCCACCUGCCCUUCUCUGGUAGAAGCUCGGAGCAACUCUCAGGAGCAGAAGACCCCAGAAGCCAAUUCCCGGGCCUCUAGUCCCUGCCCAGAAUUUGAACAGUUUCAGAUUGUCCCAACUGUGGAAACGCCCUAUUUGGCCCGUGCAGGAAAAAAUGAAUUUCUCAAUCUUGUUCCAGAUAUUGAAGAAAUUAGACCAGGCUCAGUGGUCUCUAAGAAAGGAUACCUGCAUUUCAAGGAACCGCUUUAUAGCAACUGGGCUAAACAUUUCGUCGUGGUCCGUCGCCCUUAUGUCUUCAUCUAUAACAGCGACAAAGACCCAGUGGAGCGUGGCAUCAUUAACCUGUCCACAGCACAGGUGGAAUACAGUGAGGACCAGCAGGCCAUGGUGAAGACACCUAACAUCUUUGCUGUAUGCACGAAGCAUCGUGGGGUCCUUCUACAGGCUCUCAAUGACAAAGACAUGAACGACUGGUUGUAUGCCUUUAACCCACUGCUUGCUGGCACGAUACGGUCGAAACUGUCCCGCAGGUGCCCGAGCGAACCGAAGUACUAA
Messenger RNA from Puma concolor (puma), 5313 nucleotides. Lineage: Eukaryota; Metazoa; Chordata; Mammalia; Carnivora; Felidae. The record is from RefSeq and is a predicted model, not a curated record.